Messenger RNA from Camellia sinensis, 593 nucleotides. NCBI's taxonomy places the organism in Eukaryota, Viridiplantae, Streptophyta, Magnoliopsida, Ericales, Theaceae. The record is from RefSeq and is a predicted model, not a curated record.
UGUUUCUCAAAAACAACAAAAGCAAUAUACACUAACCGAGAGAGAGAGAGAGAGAGAGAGAGAAGAUGAUGAGGAAGGUGAGUUCAUGUGUUUGGGUACUAGUGUUGGUGGUGGUAGUGGUGGUGAGCGUUUGGGAGGUUCCAGUUGUGAGUGGUGCCACCAGUCCUAGCCAGUGCAAGCAGCAGAGGCAGCAGCUGACAAGCUUGUGUAGGCCAGUGAUAUUUGGGCAGAACCCAUCAGCUGAUUGUUGCAGUAUAGUUAGGGAUAUUCCUGUUGAGUGUGUUUGCCCCUAUGUUACUCCAAAGUUAGCUGCCAUCAUUGGAGUUGAACGCGCCAUCAAGAAGAUUGAAGGUUGUGGGAGGACUGUCCCUCACAACUUUAAAUGCGGAAGUGUGACCACUCCAUGAGAAGGAACCCACAUAAUCGAUUAAUAUAUGUGAUCAUAAAUAUUAAUAAUGUCUGCAUGAUGUUGUGUUUAAGAGUCAUGUUUCAAUAUGUAAGUUUUUAGCCAUUUGGAGAGGGAGUGAGAAUGCGUUUUAUGUAAACUCUUCCGAAUAAAAUACAAUAAAUAAAUCAAAUUAUUUGAUGAUAAA